AUGUCACUGCUAACUUCAGUAUCCCCUCUUCACCAGCGCUCACUACCCAAGGAUACAUUGAGAUGUCUGGUGAAGCAGCUGGAGAGAGGGGAGGCCUCACUCAUAGACCUCAAGAAGAACCUGGAGUAUGCCGCCACAGUGCUGGAGUCUGUCUACAUCGAAGAAACAAGGCGUUUGGUGGACACAGAGGAUGAGCUCAGUGACAUCCAGUCGGAGUCGGUCCCCUCGGAGGUGCGGGACUGGCUGGCUUCCACCUUCACUCGUCAGAUGGGGCUGAUGUUGAGAAGAAACGAGGAGAAACCACGAUUCAGAAGCAUUGUCCAUGCUGUGCAGGCCGGCAUCUUUGUGGAAAGAAUGUACCGACGCACAUCCAACAUGGUGGGACUCAGCUAUCCUCCCAGUGUGAUCUCAGUGCUAAAGCAUGUCGACAAGUGGUCAUUUGACGUAUUUGCCCUAAACGAUUCCAGCGGGGAGCACGGACUCAAAUUUAUAUUCUAUGAACUGCUCACAAGAUACGAUCUCAUCAGUCGCUUCAAGAUCCCCAUCUCUGCAGUCGUGUCGUUUGUCGAGGCGUUGGAGGUGGGCUACACUAAACACAAAAACCCCUACCACAACUUAAUGCAUGCAGCUGACGUGACGCAAACCGUGCAUUAUCUGCUGCUCAAGACUGGCAUGGUGCACUGGUUAACGGAGCUGGAGAUUUUUGCCAUGAUUUUUGCCGCUGCCGUGCACGAUUAUGAGCACACUGGGACCACAAACAACUUCCACAUUCAGACAAGGUCAGACUCAGCCAUCCUGUACAACGACCGCUCUGUGUUGGAGAGUCAUCAUGUGAGCGCUGCCUAUCGCCUCCUGCAGGAAGACGACGAGAUGAACAUCCUGUGUAACCUCUCCAAGGACGACUGGAGAGAGCUGAGAGCCUUAGUUGUGGAGAUGGUGUUGGCCACAGACAUGUCCUGUCACUUCCAACAAGUCAAAACUAUGAAGAACUACCUGCAGCAGCCUGAGGGGAUCGACAAGCCCAAAGCACUCUCUCUGCUCCUGCACACAGCGGACAUCAGUCACCCGGCUAAGAGCUGGGACCUGCACCACCGCUGGACCACCUCGCUGCUCGAGGAGUUCUUCAGACAGGGGGACAAAGAGGCUGAGCUUGGCUUGCCUUUCUCUCCGCUGUGUGAUAGAAAGUCAACCAUGGUGGCCCAGUCACAGAUCGGUUUCAUUGACUUCAUCGUGGUGCCCACCUUCACCGUGCUGACGGACAUGAUGGAGCGCAUCGUGACGCCGCUCAUAGAGGAGGCUGCGCACACCAGCCUGGCAGGUUUCAGGAGAUCCAGUCUGAACAGUAUUGGCUCAGAGGAAACCAAGAGGAAGAGCUCUGCUUCUGACAGCGCCUCGUCGGGACACAGCUCUCUGCUCACGGUCGACAUGAAAAACUUCAAGGCUUUGUGGAAUGAGGAGGUGUCUCAAAACAGAGAGAGGUGGAAAGCACAAGCGGCUAAAGAGGCAGAGGAGCGAGCUAAACGGGAAGCGGAGGAGCAGGCAAUGGAUCCCCCACUGGGACCGGCUCAAGCAGUGCCCGAUCCGAAGCAGGAAGCGGACGAGGAGGAAGAGGAGGCCACAGAGGCAGUGGAGGUCAGAGCUGCAGAUGGGAACAACACAGGAGAAGCAGAGCAGCAGCCUGGGACCAGCCACCACCGGAGCACACCACUGCAAAACGGGGCGCUGUCUGAAGGCGCUGCGAUUCCACAAAGUGCAGGACAGAAGAACAAGGCGGUGGAUGAAGUGGCCAUGGAAUAA
Molecule: messenger RNA, 1797 nt
Organism: Knipowitschia caucasica
Lineage: Eukaryota; Metazoa; Chordata; Actinopteri; Gobiiformes; Gobiidae
Source: the annotation of a GenBank genome assembly